AUGUAUCCCUCUACCGUUCUCGCUGCCGUUCUGGCACUUUCUCCCUCCUUGGCCGCCGCGCAGGUCGUCGGCAAGGCCUAUGGAUUCGCGACCGGCGUGACUGGUGGCGGUUCUGCAAAGGCUGCCGCGCCCUCUGAUAUUGCGCAGCUCAAGACCUGGCUCUCCGACAGCACUGCGCGCGUCAUCCUGAUCGACAAGACUUUCAACUUCAAGGGUACCGAGGGAACCGUUUCCGAGAAGGGUUGCCGCGCCAAGUCUGGAUGCAACGCCAGCAACGGUGGACAGGACACCAUCGGCAAGGCAUCCUGCGAUGCGAACGAGAACGUCGUCGACGUCAAGUACGAUAAGGCUGCGAAGACGCAGUUGACCGUCGGCAGCAACAAGUCCAUCGUCGGUGUCGGCAGCAAGGGUGUCAUUCAGGGCAAGGGCCUCAAGAUCCCCGAGGGCACCAAGAACGUCAUCAUCCAGAACAUCCACAUCACGGACCUGAACCCCCAGUACGUUUGGGGUGGAGAUGGCAUGAGCAUCGAGGGUGUUGACGGUCUCUGGAUUGAUCACUGCAAGUUCAGCAAGGCUGGCCGCAUGUUCAUUGUUUCCCACUUCAACCCUAGUCGCUUCACCAUCUCCAACACCGAGUUCGACGGCGUCACCUCCUACUCCAACUCCUGCAACAAGAACCAAUACUGGGGAACUAUGUUCGUUGCCGAUGGAGACAAGUUUACCCUCGACCGCAACUGGUACCACGACAUGUCUGGCCGCGCUCCCAAGAUCAGCGGUUCCGGCACCACCGCUCAGGCCGUCAACAACUACUUCUCCAACAACCUCGGCCACGACUUCGACAUCACCUCCGGCACCAACGUUCUCCUGGAGGGCAACGUCUUCGAGAAGGUCAACACCCCGAUCACGGCCGACUCGAGCAAGAGCGGCGCUCAGAUCUUCAAUGUCCCCGACUCCGGAUCCAUCUCCACCUGCAGCUCCUCGCUCGGCCGCAACUGCGUCGCCAACUCGCUCUCUGGCAGCGGUGCCUGGCCUAGCCUCAAGAGCACCACGGCGCUCAGCACCCUGGGCAAGAGCAAGGCCAACCUGGUUGCCCCUAUCCAGGCUAGCAACGUCAAGUCGACCGUUUCUAGUAAGGCUGGUAUUGGUAAGAUCUAA
Colletotrichum karsti is the source of this 1155-nucleotide messenger RNA. Its product is annotated as pectin lyase. Lineage: Eukaryota; Fungi; Ascomycota; Sordariomycetes; Glomerellales; Glomerellaceae. The coding region runs from base 1 to 1155 and encodes 384 amino acids. The record is from RefSeq and is a predicted model, not a curated record. Gene Ontology annotation, molecular function: pectate lyase activity. The transcript is spliced from 5 exons.